AUGACAGUAACUUCGGAAACUAAAGAGGACUAUGACCUCCAGGAAGCAUGGGCUGGCGUCUGUUCCACCUUUGCGAAGACCACCAAGGUCGACCUUACCGCCACGCCCCAAUACAGCGUUGAAGAGGUUCUUGAGCAGAUCCGCACCCGUCAAGAUGAGGACAAUGAGAAAGACAAGAAAUACAAAGAGGUGAAGAAUGUCAUCAGCAAGACGAUUACUUUCAUUGGGCUAUUGGGAGGAAUAGUCGCGCAGGGCGCCAGCAUGGUCUUUGCGCCGAGUAGUCUCUGCUUCAAUGCCCUUUCUUACCUGGUCAGCACCGGGGCGAAAUACAAGCGGAUCUUCAGCAGCCUCGCCGAACUGUUUCAAAAGAUCAGUGACGUUUUGGAUCGCUUGCAGAUUUACAUGAGUUUGCCGAAGAAGUCGGUGGAUAUCGCCCUUCGAAAGAUUCUCAAUGAGCAGCUCUUGUGUUUCGUUGAUAUCUGCGCGCUAUCUAUCAAAAUUCUACAAGGUCAUAAAGUCCUCAUCGCCAUCAAGGUAUUUGCUUUUAGUGGUGAUGAAGGGGUUAGCUGUCAAUUGGCUCGUCUGGAGACCUUGGUGGAGCAAGAGUCCCAGAUGCGCGCGACUCUGCAAUUUGCAUCACAAAAAGAAAGUGAACAGAAGAUUGUUGAGAGCAUGGAGAGAACCAAAACAAUCGACACUGCGGUAAAUAAGCUUCUCGAUGCCGACCGCAAGAGAGAUGCGUACGUUCAGGCAACUACAACUCUGAAUGAUCUCGAUAUUGCCCUCGACAAGCCAAGUGAGAGUUGGGAGAUGAACCAGGCGAGACUCAAAGGUCUCAUGAAUGAGAAAAUACCAGGAACUGGAGAAUGGGCUACAGAAGAUUCUACUUACAAGUCGUGGGUGAUGAUGGAACAGGGCUCCUGUUCGGUACUUGGCAUUGCAGGGAACGAAGGAUGCGGCAAGUCAUUCCUUCUAGCGAGCAUCAUUCAGAAUUUGAGGGAAAAUCACUCGAAGAAGGAGGGAAGCCUCACACUCUCCUCGAUUGCCUAUUAUUUCUUUGGUCAAGACCCCGAGCGCAAUACCCUGGCGCAGGCUCUGAAGGUUCUUGCCUGGCAGAUCGCAAAGUCGAAUAUCGUGUACUGCAAAGACCUGAGUACUAUCGAAAUGCCUCCUGGCAAUGAUAUUGAAAUGCUAUGGAGAAGUCUAUUCGCAAAGUCAUACAAGAAUGACUCAAGCUUCUUUCUGUUGCUAGAUGGACUUGAACAAGUCUCCAAAGACGAGAUAAGACAGUUCAUUCGUCUAUUAGUUGAUUUGACUACUAUUUCCAAGAAUUGGGGAAAAUUAAAACUCCAUAUCCUCUUAUCCGGUCAGGAGGAAGUCCUGAACAGGGUUAUGAGCCAUCUUGGUGGAGAAGCCGCUGUCAUCAAUCUAACUCUCAAAAACGGCGAUGACCUACAGAAGUUUAUCGAGAGCCGUAUGGACCGGAUGGAAAUUUUAAGUGGUUCAUCAGAGGCAGUCGUUGCCCUGCGCUGCGAAGUGCUUGAAAGCUUCAGAACAUUCACCAAGGGUGACUUUGUUACUGCUGGCUUGCUGUUGGAUGAAAUAAGUAAAAAGCAACGUCCAAGCGAGAUUCGAAGCCUCUUGGCUCAUUCCGGAGACAACCGCAAAGACAUAAUGGAUAGGAAGAUCGAACAGCUGAACAAUACACUGAGUGAGGAUGAUAUCACUGAUCUCAAUGCGCUUCUAACAUGGCUGAUAUUCGCCGCGGCACCGCUUACUCUCGGAGAGCUUGAAGAGGUACUGCUUCUCAAGAACGAUGAGCGUUCUUUGAGGCCGCUAGCGAAGGCUAUUCUCGACCAAUACUCGUCUCUUCUUCGGAUCGAAGGUAAACCCAAGGGGGCCGGCGAGAAUUUCCCCUUGGACUCACGCGUUCUUUUGGUUUCGGAAUCGGUCAAAAAUCUGCUCAUAGGGACAGCGGGAAGCAAAGAAAGCGCAGACUUCAAAAAUGAGAAGGCCUCCAAAACGGUCAACGAAAGCGAAGUUCGGAUUGUGCGUCGGUUCUUGGAAUCCGUAUGUGAUGACAACCUCUUUCAGAGAUUUGGCUUUGAUGAUUUCUUUACGACAAGGCUGGAUAACAACCGCACUAGGCUCUUUGUCGAUAAAGAAAAUGCCCAUGUUCAGAUUCUGAAGAUUUGUCUUGAGGUCCUCUCGUCUUCAUCUUAUUCGUCCGAAAUACAACUCUUGCGGGCUUAUACCACCAAAUUCUUUCCCUAUCACCUCGAGCAGAUUGAUCUAUCACUGGUUCAUCCGAAGGACAAAACAGCUCUCGGUUCCAACCUGGUGGCAUUGUUUUAUGAUCCCGAGAUCAUCGAACGAUGGUGGAUGGGCAACGGUCUUGCUGUCGCCAAGCAGCGAGAGAUCUGGUUUUACAAGGAUAAACACACCGAUAUUGUCAUCAAAUGGCUACAGGACUCGGCUGUCACCAAAAACAUUACUGACACCCAGCUCCGGUGGGUUCGUAGUGUGGUUUCAAAAUCUGAACCCGAUGCCGACAUUCUCGAGCGCAUAGCUCAGCACAUGGCCCAUUUAUGGCUCACAAGAACCGAACCAGGGAUUAUCGCUACAUGGUAUUUCCCCCCAGUUUACGGGUGCUUUACGAAGAUUGAACAUCGGAAAGAUCCAAGCAAGAGGAGACCUAUCAGAGACCCUGGCACUGACGACCUUAAACCCUCACAAAUCUUGGCAACGGCCAAUUGGGUUGUUCGCAGGUUCAAUGAUCGGGAAAGCCUGGAGCCACGAGAAAUCUAUAGCGUGGCGACAUCAUUAGUUGCGUAUGAAAAGUACGAUGAAUCUAUUGAACAGCUGAAGCUUGCGGCCUCCCUAAUGUCCGACAACUGGGAGGUAGAAUGGGACUUGGCCAAAGCAUUUGCAAUGAAGAAAGAACAUGCACGCGCCAUACAGAUUUUAGAGGCAAUGAUUGAGAGGGUGGAGAAAGAUAACCAAUCGCCUAAGGGCAAUACAGUGCAAUUGGAAUGCAUCAAGGAGGAUCUGGCCUCAUGGUAUGAGGAGACUGGUCACGAAGAUCAAGCCCUCGCCAUUUACGAGGGCCUUUUUGGAGAAGUUCCGGGUGAUUACCAUUGGGUCGCCUGCAUUCUGGCAAGCAUGAGCAAGAAAAGCGAUUCCGAAAGUACGCUGCGCUUUCUACAAUUACUGAAAGAGUCGUUGGAUGAGCAUACGGGCCUCGAUCGGCUAACAUCUUGUUUUCUGCGUCUCUGCGAGAGUGAAAAGUUUAAUGACGCACUUCUCACUAUGGCAUUCAACGGUACCUUACUUGAUUUCGUCCUUGCGGGUUACCAGACGGCUAUUGCUACAGCGGAGACCCAGUUCGUUGAAGCAAGCACUCGGACUGACAAGAACAAGGAGUGGGAGAUGCUUGCUGCCCUGUGCACAAAGGCCUUGCUGGUUUACCGGCAUGCAGGCCAUCGCUACAUGCAUCUUUCCCACAAUACCCAGGACCGAAUCCAUGCCAUCGAAGAGUGGGAGAGCAUCUUCGAUAUGGAAGAGAGGUGUCCAAUCGAUAAUUUUGAAUGGGUUUUGAUUAUGGUAAGGGAGAAACUCGCAAGCAUUUAUUUUAUUGAGGCGCAGAACGACGUGGAGAGAUCUGCAUCUUAUAUCGUAAAGCUGGAGCAGCUUGCACAGGCGAACGUGUCCAAAGAUCUAACCAAUGGGUUGAAAAGAGACGCGGCCCAUCUGCUCGCACAGUAUCACAUCCUGCAUGGAGAUGUGGAUAAAGCCAAGACCGCACUAAGUGCCUACCUCAAAGUCGACCUUGAUAUCCUCUGCGACGACGAUCCACUCAACGACUGGGAAGGUUACAAGUGUCUCGAGGCUCACUUCCGGGCGGUCGGUAUGUUGGAUGAGACUAUUGCAGCUUGGUCCUUAAUUACCCCGCAUCCAGACUACAGCAAUGACCCCGGGAGGCCAAAAGGUCCUGUGAGUUAUGUAUGCGAUGGGAAAUGCGGGACAGAGUGGACUUACGCGGAUGAUUUCUAUUUAUGUAUGAUAUGCAAAAUUUGUCAGUUCGACCAAGCCUGCUUGGAUCGACUACGUUUCGGGACGCUUGAGGUGGCUGGCUGCAGCAAAGAGCACCAGAUGCUGCAUAUUCCGCCGUAUGAUCCUGUGGAACGCGCGACGGUUGGCGAGGGCAACGUCCGGGUGGGGAAAGAGAUCAUCAGCGUGCAGGCAUGGAUCCAGCGAAUCAGGCAGGACUGGGGUCUUGAGAUGUAA
Penicillium odoratum is the source of this 4287-nucleotide messenger RNA. RefSeq lists its product as uncharacterized. The transcript is spliced from 3 exons. Gene Ontology annotation, molecular function: protein binding. The record is from RefSeq and is a predicted model, not a curated record. Lineage: Eukaryota; Fungi; Ascomycota; Eurotiomycetes; Eurotiales; Aspergillaceae. Bases 1 to 4287 code for a protein of 1428 amino acids.